AUGGUUGCACUCGGAUCUUGCUUCAGUGAUCUUCUUCCUUCGAGUGGUUUCCUGGUGGUCUUCGGAGUGUGUGUCAAGUCUUUCUCGAAAGCUACUGAGGCGCACUCUCCGCAGGCUAGCAAUCAUUUCGAAAGCCGAUCGUACUCGUACGUUGGUCCUCGAUGGGCUCCUCCUCGAUGGGCCAACAACUUGGGUAUCAGCCCUUAUAUCCUGUUACCGUCAUAA
Molecule: messenger RNA, 225 nt
Organism: Cylicostephanus goldi
Lineage: Eukaryota; Metazoa; Nematoda; Chromadorea; Rhabditida; Strongylidae
Source: the annotation of a GenBank genome assembly